AUGAUUCUGCCUCGGAGACUCAUAUACAGGGGCUACAUUGUGGCUGGUGUCCUGACCUUUGUUCUUGUGUUUUACUUUGUCAUUUAUCAAAAGCUUCCAGAUAAUUCUUCAGUGCAGGUCCAUAACCGAAAUCAUGUAGGGCAGUUGGAGCCUUUGGUUAAGUUGACAGGGCCUGUCACAAAAGAAAAUCUGGGAGAGAGAUUAAGCAUCAUAAUACGAGAGUUUGAAAACUUUGACAAUGCUUUAUCUGAAACUGUGCGCUCUAUUCCAGACCAGCUACCCUAUCCUCCUGUAAUGCUGAACAUGAAUAGUGAGGCAAGGGUGAUCACUCUCUCUAGUGACUUGACUAGAAACUACAGCAGUGCUUGCCCCUUUCAUUACUUGCAGACACAGUAUGUGUUGAUUAUACCAGAUGCUGUCGGCAUUAGGGACUGGAAGCUGAUUCAGAACUUGGUCUCAUUUCUGCACUCAAAGAAACACACCAAGGCUGUUGCUGUGCCGAUUGGCAAUGCAGAACUGACUUGCCAGGGUUUAAGUGUUGAUUUGAAAAGCUGGUCACUGUCUUUCCAUGCAAAUUAUUCCCAGCCGUCAUUUAACUGUCCCUUAGUGACAGGUCCCCAUGGUCUCUUUAUGGAGACUGAGACUUUGAAAUCUUUUGCUGAGCCUUUUGCCAGACCGCUACCCUUGACAUUUUAUAUUCAGGCUAGCGUGAAGAACUGCAAGGUGAGAAUCACAAAGUCUGCAAGGCUGGAUGUGUUGUCACGCUUAUACCAGGAGCCUCAUUCUCACUGGAAACACAAGCAAGCGGAAACUGACAGACUGCGGAAGUUUUAUGAGAAGAUUGGCAUCAAGCAGGAAACUUUGGCCUCUGGCUUCAGUAACUGGUAUGGCUGCAGUAAGGAGACAGCCAGAUGUUUUGGCACCAUCGUCAAUGACAUGCCUGAGUAUUUAUAUCUUGGUAGAUGGACGCCUCCUUGCUGCCUGAAGGCAUUACGAGAAACUGCCUGGCAUGUGUUCUCAGUUCUGGACCGGUGCCAGGUGCGCUACUGGCUGGAAGGAGGGAGCCUGCUUGGGGCAGCUCGCCAUGGGGAUAUUAUCCCUUGGGAUUAUGAUGUAGAUAUCGGCAUCUACAAAGUAGAUGUGGAGAAAUGUCUGCCGUUGUCCAGAGCCACACAAGAGAGAUACGUUGAUGAACAGCAGUUUGUGUGGGAGACAGCGGUAGAAGGAGAUUUCUUCCGUGUCCAGUUCUCAGAGACCAACCAUCUGCACGUGGACAUCUUCCCGUUCUAUUCCAAAAAUGGAACAAUGACUAAAGAUACAUGGUUCCACAACCACAGACAGGAUACAGAGUUUCCCGAGAGGUUCCUUCAACCGCUGACCAAGAUAGAAUUUGCUGGAGUUCUGGCAAGUGCUCCAAAUAAUAUUACAGAGUUUCUAGAGUAUAAAUUUGGACAAGGUGUUAUUGACAAGCCAAAGUAUCCCAAUUUUCAGAACCCAUUGUGA
Candidula unifasciata is the source of this 1503-nucleotide messenger RNA. The record is from the annotation of a GenBank genome assembly. Lineage: Eukaryota; Metazoa; Mollusca; Gastropoda; Stylommatophora; Geomitridae.